This is a messenger RNA of Lacerta agilis (Sand lizard), 2026 nucleotides long. It is a transcript of the gene VSTM2A, whose product is annotated as V-set and transmembrane domain containing 2A. NCBI's taxonomy places the organism in Eukaryota, Metazoa, Chordata, Lepidosauria, Squamata, Lacertidae. The coding region runs from base 627 to 1271 and encodes 214 amino acids. The transcript is spliced from 5 exons. The record is from RefSeq and is a predicted model, not a curated record.
GAGAGAAACCACCGCAUUGACCUCUCAGUCUGAGAUGGGAGGCGGAAGAUUCCCCCCAUCAGCUCAAUGAAAGCUGCUGCCCUCCGUGAUCAUCUCCAUUAGUCGCUUCCCUCUCGUGCGUCUUUCAGCACCGUGGACAGCGGGCGAGGGAAGCCACCGAGGAGCCACCGUUAAACGCAGCAGCCUUUCCCAGGAAGAGGAGAACGGGAGGGGGGGGGCGAGUUGAAGUGCUGGAAGCGCAGUUAAGCUCCUUUCUCCCUCCCUACUUUUCAAGCAGGCUGAAUGUUUAGGGAGGGCGCUCAACACGCAGUCCUGAGCAGCAGGGGCUGACGGAGCUGCCAGGUAGCAAGGAAGGAAGACGCCCGGGAAGCACCCACUCUCCAACCACGGGGAGGGCUGGAUCCGGACUCCAGACACCCGAGAACCCCCAGCCUCUCCUCCUCCGUCGGAAGCCGAUCUUGUCCCCCCCCCUUCCGCCUUGCCAGGAGAAUGCUGGCAGCGGUGCAACUGGGGCUCCAGCGCCCAAUAGCCUUGUAAAAACCCUUUGCCCUGCCUUGCCUUGAGGGAACGGGCGUCUUCUUGGCAUUACCCCGAUGUGACCCCCCCUUCCCUCUCGCUCUGGAAUAAUGGGGAUCUUUUGGGCUUAUGUUGGAUUCCUUUCCUUGUCGGUAUUAUAUAUUCAGCAAGGACUUUCUUCCCAAGCCAAAUUUACUGAAUUCCCUCAAAAUGUCACAACUACUGAGGGGCAGAAUGUGGAGAUGUCUUGUGCAUUCCAGAGUGGCUCUGCCUCAGUGUACCUGGAAAUCCAGUGGUGGUUUCUACGGGCAGCUGAGGACCAAGACCCUGGAACAGAGGUGGAGAGAGAUUUGGACAACGAUGGAACAAAGAUAAGCACGGUGAAAGUACAAGGGAACGACAUCUCCCACAAACUGCAGAUCUCCAAAGUCAGGAAAAAGGACGAAGGGUUGUAUGAGUGCAGAGUGAUCGACGCCAAUUAUGGAGACCUCCAGGAAUACAAAGUCCAGGCCUAUCUCAAGGUCAAUGCAAACAGCCACACCCGACGAAUGCAAGCCUUUGAAGCUUCCCCAAUGUGGCUACAGGAUAAACCUCGUAAGAACAUCUCAGCAGCCAUCCCCAGUAGCAUCCAUAACUCUGCCAGCCAGCGUAUGCGCCCCACCUCCAGCCCUCCAGCAGAUGCCAAAAUCCCCAAACAAAGCCCACAAUCAGGAAGAGAAGCAUCGAAUUCCCUUGACUCUUCAGGGGUUGCCUAGAAAUUUUUAGCAUCAUCCAACUGAACAUUUGUUCUUAUACUUGGACAAGCACCACUCUACGCAGAAAGGAAGCAGAGUUCAAAUUUCCCCUUUCCGAAAUCCCAACCCAAAACUUGCCCGGCCUGCAAGAUCUAAAACAACACAGCCUUGUGUUGAAAGUGCUUUUUGUUCUAGGCAGCAAAUCUGACAAGAAUUCAAAGCUGCUCACUGUACAAGAGGACUAUAUGUUUCUGGACGAGACGGAAGAAAGUGUUGGAACUUCUCCUGCGCAUCCUAUCUUCUUUCAUUUGAUUUUCCCUCUCCCAUUACUGUUUCUUGCUUUCUUUCCUGUUUGAUGGUGGCAGCUGCUGGCCCUCGCCAACCACUGGGGAGCACUUGAAGGUUUCUAUAAAUACAUCUUUUAUUUGUGUGUGUUCUCUAUUUUGAUGUGUUUUCCUCUAAUUUUGCAACUCCUGUAUAUGCAAACCUAACUUAAAUUCUGUAAAUUGCUUACAGUAUGUGUGAUAUAACUUCAGAAUAGACAUUCUGUGGUCCAUCCUGCAAGCCAGUUUGAGUAUUAUCUCAGUGUGGUGCCACCAAAUGACAUCUCUGUUUCCUUUCCAACAACGCAUUCAUUUUAAUUUGUAAUUCAGUGCUAUGUGAGAUUUUGUAAUUCAUGCAAUCACUUUUCACUGGUCUGAGCCCUUGCAGAUGGCAAUGCGCCCCUCUGUUUACUCUGUAAAAAAAAAAAAUGCACAUUAAAAUUUGUUAUGGUC